Molecule: messenger RNA, 1723 nt
Organism: Arabidopsis arenosa
Lineage: Eukaryota; Viridiplantae; Streptophyta; Magnoliopsida; Brassicales; Brassicaceae
Source: the annotation of a GenBank genome assembly
ACCUCCGACUCGACGGCGCCAUCUGCUCUGAUCGACGGCCCCCAAACUGGAUUCACGAUGACCAACGACGGCGCUCGCACGGAGCCUGACGAGCAAGACGCCGUCUACGACAUUAUGCGUGCGACCGGCAACGACUGGGCUGCCGCGAUUCCAGACGUUUGCCGAGGGCGAUGGCACGGGAUCGAGUGUAUGCCGGACCAGGAUAACGUCUACCACGUGGUCUCUCUGUCUUUCGGAGCGCUCUCAGACGACACGGCGUUCCCCACUUGUGAUCCACAACGCUCUUACGUCUCCGAGUCCCUCACGAGGCUCAAACACCUCAAAGCCCUGUUCUUCUACCGCUGUUUAGGCCGCUCCCCACAGCGCAUACCGGCGUUUCUGGGCCGUCUCGGUUCGAGUCUGCAAACGCUGGUCCUGAGGGAGAAUGGGUUUUUGGGUCCUAUCCCUGACGAAUUGGGCAAUCUUACCAAUUUGAAAGUUCUUGAUUUGCAUAAAAACUAUCUCAACGGCUCCAUUCCCUUGUCGUUUAACCGGUUCUCCGGUUUAAGAUCGCUUGAUUUGAGUGGGAACCGGUUGACUGGUUCCAUUCCCGCUUUUCUUCUUCCGGAGCUGAACGUUCUGGAUUUGAACCAGAAUCUUUUGACCGGACCGGUUCCAUCCACACUCUCGACCUGUGGAUCGUUGAUCAAAAUCGAUCUUAGCCGAAACAGAGUCACUGGUCCUAUCCCAGACUCGAUUAACCGGCUCAACCAAUUAGUGCUUCUGGAUUUGAGCUAUAACCGGUUAUCAGGUCCAUUCCCGCCUUCUCUCCAAGGCCUAAACUCUCUUCAAGCUUUGAUGCUCAAAGGCAAUUCAAAAUUCUCAACAACAAUUCCUGAAAACGCGUUCAAAGGGCUCAAGAACUUGAUGAUUCUUGUUCUCUCAAAUAUGAAUCUCCAGGGUUCGAUACCGAAAUCAUUGACUCGGUUAGACAGUCUUCGGGUCCUUCACUUGGAGGGCAACAAUCUGACCGGAGAGAUUCCUUUGGAGUUUAGGGACGUAAAGCAUCUAAGCGAGCUGAGGCUCAACGAUAACAGUCUGACAGGUCCAGUACCGUUCGAGAGAGGCACAGUGUGGAGGAUGAGGAGAAAGCUGAGGCUGUAUAACAAUGCUGGUUUGUGUGUGAACCGGGACAGUGACUUGGAUGAUGCAUUCGGUUCAACAUCUGGUUCAAGUGUCAGGUUGUGUGUUGGAGAAACGCCGAGACCAGGUCCUUCUGGUACGGUACAGCAUCUAUCUAGAGAAGAAGAUGGUGGUAUGCCGAACGUGUCAAGCAGUUCCAAGUCUUUGGGGUAUUCCUAUCUUUCUGCAUUCUUUCUUGUCUUGCACAAUUUCAUUUUCAUUUUCAUGCUAAUUUCUAGUUAGGUAAGGGAUAAUAUAACUUCUGUAAAUACUUCCGAGUUUAAUAAUGUUAGAUGCUUUUUCUCCAUUUGUUGAACUUCAAAUUAAUUAUCUUCAUUCAUGGUUACAACUUACAAAAAACAUUUAAGCUCAAGAGUGCCACAUAUCCUAGUUGUAGUAGCCUGCUAACUGCUCGUUCCUUUUGUUUUUAUGCUCUGUCUUUUAUCUCUGUUUCUAUCUUUCUGGAGACUAGAGAGACUAGUAUUUGCUGGUUUUCCAUGUUUGGAACAUUUGGCUUUUAUUCAAUAUGGGAAGAAGAACCUACUAAAGUUUAAAAUUGUCA